Messenger RNA from Acanthosepion pharaonis, 789 nucleotides. NCBI's taxonomy places the organism in Eukaryota, Metazoa, Mollusca, Cephalopoda, Sepiida, Sepiidae. The record is from the annotation of a GenBank genome assembly.
AUGCGCGAAUUGAUUUUUAACGAGCUAAUAACGAGUACAGCAAUCCUCAACGAGGCUUGCUCAACCCCUCACACCACUCUUCACUUUCUUAUUUGCCUACGACUCCUCAUUAACCUCUCUCUUUUUUCUCUCUCUUUCUAUCUCCCUCUCUCUCUCGUUUGUUUCUCUCUUUCUCUCUCUCUCUCACUCUCUCGUUUCUUUCUUUCUUUCUCUUUCUCUCUUUCUUUCCUUUCUCUCUCUAUAUUUUCUCUCUCUUUCUCUCUCUCGUUUGUUUCUCUCUCUCUUUCACUCUCACGUUUCUUUCUAUCCCUCUUUCUUUCUUUCUCUUUUUCUCCCUCUUUCUCUCUCUCUCUUUCGUUUCUUUCUCUCUCUCUUUCACUCUCUCGUUUCUUUCUUUCUUUCUUUCUUUCUUUCUUUCUUUCUUUCUUUAGUUUCUUUCUCUCUCUCUUUCUCUUCUUUCUUUCUUUCUUUCUUUCUUUAUUUAUUUAUUUAUUUUUCUCUUUUUCUCUCUCUCGUUUGUUUCUCUCUCUUUCUCUCUCUCUCAUUGCCUCUCUCCUUUCUUUCUCCCUUCCUUUCUCUCUUUCUCUCUCGCUUCUUUUCUUUCUUUUUUUCUCAUUUAAUUUUUCUUCCUUACUUUCUUCUUUUUCUUUUUUUCUUACUUUCUUCUUUCUUUCUUUUUUCCGUUUUCACAUUAUUUUCUUUUUUCUUCACUUUUUUUUUGUUCGCUUCUCUUCUUUUUCUUUUUGUUUUCUCUUUAUUUCUUUCUGCCACUCCAUAAACCUAUCUUAA